AUGGGUCUGGAAAUGUUGGAAGAAUUUCGAUCAAUUACGCCAAUCAAACAAAGCAACGUUUCUGCUACAGCUACAAAUACUACUACUACAACAUUGAAUCAACACUUAGAAGAAGAAGUAUCAGAUCUAGAAAGAAGAAUGGAUGAUGAAGAUUACAGCUACCGGACACCACCGUCAUCACCUUCCAGAAGCUCCUUCAAUUUGGUUUGUCCACCACCUCCAAGGAAACGACGACGGUUACCAGUUGCGUCUUCUCAAUCUCAAGGGAUGAAAUUCUUCCAAGGUGUACCAGACGAUCUAGCUUCUAUCUUUCUUCUGCGCGCCAAACCUGCAACACCUUCACACCAAUUCAAGCGACUUACUGCCUAA
Messenger RNA from Vicia faba (fava bean), 369 nucleotides. Lineage: Eukaryota; Viridiplantae; Streptophyta; Magnoliopsida; Fabales; Fabaceae. The record is from the annotation of a GenBank genome assembly.